GCAGAGUCGCAGCGACAGUGACGACUGAGAAACUGUCAAAGGUUUUAAAACGUUUAAUCUCAGACUCUGAGAGAAAAAUGGGAAUAACUGCCGUCUUUGUUCUCUGCAGCUUUGCAGUGACCACAGCACAGAGUCCAGUGACUCGAGAGGCCGACGUUCCCUUUCUCAGCGCUCAUGCCUCUCAGAGCGCUAAGCUGGAGUGCUGCUACAUCACCGCUGGGGCGGCCGACAAAGCCUCUCUGACCUGGGUCAGAACCUUUAAAUCUGGAGGCAAAACUGUGGGUCCACUCGAAGUGAAGCAGUCUGAACAUGCGGCUAUGGGAGACUCGGCCAAAGGUGACUCACAGUGUGGAACACUGACUCUGGCCUCACUGCAGCUCAAUGACACUGGACUUUACCAGUGUCUGUUCCGCAGCAGUAAGAUCCUCUCCUAUGGCACCUACCUGCAGGUCUACUGGCCACUGAAGAAGAUAAUAAAUGUCAGUGAAAGCACCAAGAACAAGAUCCUGACAGCUGAGGGCUUCCUGCUGUUACUGUGUAUGCUCUUACCAACUGCAGGCCUCCUCUUCAAGUCAAAGAAACUACACGAACUAGAGAAGAAGAAAGCAGCAAAGGAAGAGGAAAACAUAUAUCAGGGGCUGAAUCUGGAAGAUUGUUGUUCCACAUAUGAUCAGAUCGAGCGUCCCCAGGCUCCGGGCCCUUACCAGGAUGUGUGCAACUUUAUGGAAGAAGAGGAGGAGAUUCAGCUGGAGAAACCAUGAAGGAAAUCCAUUUUGAAAGCUUUGGUUUUUUUCACAUUAGCCGUCAGCAUCUUUAAAUAUGUUAUUCAAUCCGCUUCAUGUAUGUGAAUUUCUGAGCUUAGAAACAAGAGUUGACAAUAUAAGCUUUUUCAAGUAGCACAUGAUCUUCCUCAACAAAUGAAUCCAUGGUCAGGGAAUGAUAAGGCUAUAUACUGUAUGUACGUUCAUAUUUAAUAUCUGCAGGUUCACAGUGAUGACAGUGUGAUAUGAUGUGAAAGCUCCAGAACUGAUGCUGAGUGAACCUCACGAGUUUGAAAGCAGCAUAUUUCUUGCAUUUUGACGAUAAACAGAGGCGUCACAACAGUGUAGGUAAAGUUUUAGACUGUCUGCCCCGACGUGUUCCACUGGCACAUUCACACCCAGCCAGCAUGUUCCUGUGGACCCCAUAAUCGUUAUCUUCUGGCUGACAUGAUGGAUCCCAAGUGGGUUUGCCCGUGGUUUCCAUGGUGGCCCCACCCGUGUUUGCCCACUGCAAGGCCAUGCUCACACAUACAAUAGUACUGUUUGAUUAUCAGAAGACAUGUCGCUAUGCUGUCUAUGUACGCAAAACACUGUGCAGAGGCUUUUAUCGACUGCUAUUGCUAACAAUGGUUAGCCCGCAUGUUUGUUUGUUUGUUUGUUUUUUACAUAUUCUCUCUGGUAAGUGGAACACUCUGAGGUGGCGUCACUUCCAGCUCCGACUUCCAAGUUCCAAUGUAAAUGUAACGUAGCAGAAGCAGGCAACCGCCUGAGAACAGCUGCUGACAUCACGGUCUCUCCUUACUUGGUAUUGAUGAAGGAGUAACACCAUUUUUAAUAGGGGGCAGAAUCGAAUUUGAAAGCAAUAGGGCUAAAUAUUAGACACAUUGUUUUCUUAAUCCAGAUUUGGACUAAAACCAAUUUUACUACUUAAGGCCUGGCUGAAUGAUCCAUAUUACUAAGAAAAUCUAAUCCUUUUUUUCUUCUGCCAUAACCCACAUCCCCACAAAAUAUGUAGAUGCAUGAUUUUCUUGAGUUACAGAGAGAGGGCAAACACUGGGAAAACAUGAGACUUUAAUGAGAGUUGGUCUGUUGUAGGGCCCCCUGUGUCCCUUUUCCCUGGGGCCCCAAAGAGCCUUGAAGCACCCCUGGCCGUUGAUGACUUUUUCUUGUUGCCAUAACUGUGAGUGUUGU
Molecule: messenger RNA, 1952 nt
Organism: Solea solea (common sole)
Lineage: Eukaryota; Metazoa; Chordata; Actinopteri; Pleuronectiformes; Soleidae
Gene: cd79a
Product: CD79a molecule, immunoglobulin-associated alpha
Exons: 5
Coding region: 78-761 (227 amino acids)
Biological process (GO): B cell differentiation; B cell receptor signaling pathway
Cellular component (GO): external side of plasma membrane; B cell receptor complex
Source: RefSeq, a predicted model, not a curated record